UCGAUGCUUUUUUUUUGUUUGUUGAUCGGUGAGUGUGUGUUUGGGUUAAGUCUGAAUUUAUUUUGUUUCGUUUUUCAAGAUUUGCUUGUUAGAUUUUUUCAUUUUCUUUUUAAAAAUUGUGUAUCAACAAAAUGGCCAAUCGAUUAUCACCAUAUUUUGGUAAUUAUCCGGCUGAAUAUAAUCGUGCCGUUCAUGGUACAUAUCAUCCGGGUCGUUAUUAUGGUCCACGCGAUACACCAUUAUCCGAGGUUAAAGUUAACGAAUUAGUCGGAUGGUUGAAUCGUCGAAAUGUUCAUCCAUUUGCAAUGUGGCAAGCAAUGGGUCGUGCUUAUUAUCGUUUUACACAUCGUUUUGUUGAACCUAAAUAUGCAUCACCAAUUCGUUUCUUUUUUCAAGUGGUUGCAAUGUCAUCAAUAUUUUUCUAUAUGGCAAAUUAUCCAAAAAAUAUACGCCAUCAUAAACAGGCUAAAUAUCAUUGGUAAAAAACAAAAUUCUAAAUUCUUGGCCUAUUAUAGAAAAACUAAAUCAAUCAAACAAAUGUCAUAGAUGAUAAUUACUAAAAGAGUAAAAAAAUUCAAUAAUAAAAAAAUUUUUAUUCCAAAAUGAAAA
Molecule: messenger RNA, 609 nt
Organism: Dermatophagoides pteronyssinus (European house dust mite)
Lineage: Eukaryota; Metazoa; Arthropoda; Arachnida; Sarcoptiformes; Pyroglyphidae
Gene: ATPsynF
Product: ATP synthase, subunit F
Source: RefSeq, a predicted model, not a curated record